AUGGAACAUUUCAUGAAACUCUUUGAUUCUUUCUGGUUUGAGGUUAACAUUUUGAACAUAAACACAACUUCAUCAAUAACAAAAACAAUCUCUAAAGAAAAUCUUAAAGAUUGUCGGAAAAAUGAAACAUCAUCGGCAGCAGAAGAAGAACCAAAACUCGCUCGGAUCCGAACUGUUCAUAACAGAUCCAUGAGUGACCAAUCCAUAACAAGUUUAACAAGUUUCAACCAUGAUUCUCUUUCACCAGAUUCUGUUCUCGUUCCUUUGAAGCUUCAAACAAUUUUCUCAGGAAAAGAAGUAACAGAUUCAGAAGACAAAAACCUAGUACCAACAGAAACUCAAACACAAACGUUGUUGUUGCCGAAAAAGAACAACAUGAACAAGGUUGUUAAGAAGAAAAGGGAAAGUAAGAGUUUAUCAGACCUUGAAUUUGAGGAGUUAAAAGGGUUCAUGGAUCUGGGUUUUGUUUUCUCAGAAGAAGAUAAAGAUUCAAACUUGGUUUCAAUUAUUCCUGGACCUUAUCUUUCUGAAGCUUGGGAGGUUCAUGAGAGGAAAAAAGAGAAGCCUUUGAUGAAAUGGAAAGUUCCUGCUAUGAAGAAUGAAAUUGAUAUGAAAAAUAGUCUCAGAUUGUGGGCACACACUGUUGCUUCUACUGUUAGAUGA
Molecule: messenger RNA, 663 nt
Organism: Vicia faba (fava bean)
Lineage: Eukaryota; Viridiplantae; Streptophyta; Magnoliopsida; Fabales; Fabaceae
Source: the annotation of a GenBank genome assembly